AUGACAGCUGGAGCAUGUUACUGGAGUGGCAACGGCACUUACAGCUGCCCUUGCCUUGGCCGAGGCCAGUCCAAUGCCUCCGAAGCUUCAUAUGCAACUUGCAUGGAGUGUGGCCAUCCACUCAGAAAUCACUUCAGAAUUGGGCACCAAAUCGACCCACAUGAUCCUUAUGCUAAUCAGGUUCUCAUACCGAGACACCAAACCGUGAGAAAGCUUGCCAACCUUCUCUAUGAACAAAGAGUGGUGCUUGCCCGUGGCACCCCCUUCGCAGGAAAAACCUUUCUCGCCAAAUCUCUGCAUACCUUCCUCCGAGGACAGGGAGUUAUGUCGGUUUUUAUCAGACGAUUCCCCCUUAGUCUAGAGGGUGGUCCCUCGGUGCUACAGUAUCUGGCCGACGCCUGUCAGGCCCAAGGUUAUCCGGUAUCUCCCCUCACCCUUAUGCGCCACUCUUUUGUGUUCCUCAUCGACGAUGCGCACAUGACUUACAAUAACUCUGAGCUAUGGUUGCUUAUCAAUAGGGCGAAUGAAGACAAUCUCGCGCACCUUGUAGGACCCAGCUUCUGUAUGUUCAGUGCAUUCGGUACCCCGGAUAAGGGUAUUAUGCCACAAAACAUAGGAAGUGACCUGCUGGUAUUCGAUAAGAGGCAGCGUCUCUUCUUGUCUCAGCGUUUUGUCGAGGAGAUCACUAUUUUCUACACCCGCGAAGAGUUCGAUCACUACGUUGAAAUUCAUCUCCAGAAUCGAGGCAACGAUUACAAAAUCUGCGAGGUGCUAAAAGAUAGAAUCUUUGGCUUAACCGAGGGACAGCCUGGAUUGAUCACUGCAUUCAUGGGUCUCUGCGAUAUGUGGUAUGAAUCGUUUUACGCACAGGACGAUGACAUGAAUGACAUGAUCAGCUUGGAUGAAUAUGAAGUUGCACGGUUUUUCCAGAUCCGCGGUGUCCUGGAGGCAACCAUCGCGAAGAUUGUUGACUUCGCAGGUCUUCCACUUUCGGCUGAAACCUUUUACCCCCCUGAACAGGAGUUCCAAGUUCUUUGCCAGGCUGAGUUCCUCGGGGCGAUAGGCCUUCCGUUCGACCCACAGAAUGAGGCUAUGUUAUCGUGCAUCACCAAAGGUUGGCUGCACAUGGAAGAGGAUCACGAUGGAAGCUUCAGAUGUUACUUCCCAACCGCGUUUCACAGCAGAGUUGUGGAGUACCUCAUCGGGGUCCGGGAGUGUCGAUACCCCAAUCCGCCGACAUUGGAUGGAGGCGAGUUUGAAUUGAUGUUGGGGAUUCAAAACAUGACGAUUUCCUAA
Messenger RNA from Penicillium griseofulvum, 1296 nucleotides. RefSeq lists its product as uncharacterized. Lineage: Eukaryota; Fungi; Ascomycota; Eurotiomycetes; Eurotiales; Aspergillaceae. The transcript is spliced from 4 exons. The record is from RefSeq and is a predicted model, not a curated record. The coding region runs from base 1 to 1296 and encodes 431 amino acids.